Molecule: messenger RNA, 2614 nt
Organism: Conger conger (European conger)
Lineage: Eukaryota; Metazoa; Chordata; Actinopteri; Anguilliformes; Congridae
Gene: ikzf1
Product: IKAROS family zinc finger 1 (Ikaros)
Exons: 8
Coding region: 16-1737 (573 amino acids)
Biological process (GO): regulation of transcription by RNA polymerase II
Molecular function (GO): DNA-binding transcription factor activity; RNA polymerase II cis-regulatory region sequence-specific DNA binding
Source: RefSeq, a predicted model, not a curated record
UGCAGAAAUUUAGAAAUGUUAGGCUGGAACGAGGAAGUGGAGUGGAGAGGGGAGGGACCGAGGGCACAGUUCCACAGCGCUGCCGCGGCGGUACGAACUUCACCACAUGGAGAGAGCUGGAAGAGCUUCAUAUUGCAAACUCAAGGAAUAGCAGAAUACCUGCAGCGAAUGGAGACAGAGGAGGCUCACGAAAUGACCCAGCUGUCAGCAAGCAGGGAAAGCCCCGCUGCGAAUGAGGCUUCAGAAGAUCCAGACGACCCCAUGGCUGUGCCAGAGGACCUGUCAGCCAGCUCCGGACAGCAGCACAACAAUAAGCCGGAUAAGGGACUCGCCAGUAAUAUAAAAGUAGAGGCUCAGAGUGACGAGGAGAAUGGGCGUGCCUGUGAGAGGAUUGGGGAGGAGGAGGAGGAGAGUGCAGAGGACUUGCGCGUGCUCGAUGCCUCAGGAGCCAAACUGAACGGUUCCCACCCGGGCCCAGAAGGGAAGGCCUACUCCCCGGCAGGGGGCAUCCGACUCCCGAACGGGAAGCUCAAGUGUGAUAUCUGUGGGAUAGUUUGCAUCGGCCCCAAUGUGCUGAUGGUUCACAAGCGAAGCCACACUGGAGAGCGGCCGUUUCAGUGUAACCAGUGUGGAGCCUCCUUCACUCAGAAGGGGAAUCUCCUCCGCCACAUCAAGCUGCAUUCUGGAGAAAAGCCCUUCAAGUGCCACCUAUGCAACUAUGCCUGUCGCCGUCGAGAUGCCCUCACAGGCCACCUGCGCACACACUCUGUGGGAAAGCCUCACAAAUGUGCAUAUUGUGGAAGGAGCUAUAAGCAACGUAGUUCACUGGAGGAGCACAAGGAGCGCUGCCACAACUACCUGCAGUGCAUGGGCCUCCAGAACAGUAUCUACUCAGUAGUAAAGGAAGAAAGCACCCAGAAUGAACUGAGUGAAGACUUAAGCCAGACCGGGACAGAGAGGGCAUUGCUGCUAGACAGACUAGCUAAUAAUGUAGCCAAACGUAAGAGUUCUAUGCCACAGAAGUAUGUGGGUGAGAAGCGCUUGUCGGAUCUGCCCUACGACAGCGGGGCCCCCGGCUUCAAAGAAACCGAGCUGAUGCAGCCUCACGUCAUCGACCAGGCCAUCAACAGCGCCAUCAGCUACCUGGGGGCCGAGUCUCUGAGGCCGCUGGUGCAGACCUCCCCGGCCUCCUCCUCAGACGUGGGCAUCUACCCCCUGCACAAGCCCCUGUCCGACAGUCACAAUGGCCACGGCCUGUCAGCUAAAGACAGUGCGGCCGAGAACCUGCUCCUGCUGUCCAACGCCAAGUCGGCAUCCAGCGAGCGAGACGGCUCCCCCAGCCACAGCGGGCAGGACUCCACCGACACGGAGAGCAACAACGACGAGCGGCCAGCGGGAGGCACCGGCCUCAUCUACCUGACCAACCACAUCGCUGCCGGGGCGCGCAACGGGGCUCUGCCGCUGGUGAAGGAGGAGCAGCGGCAGUACGAGUCUCUCCGGGCGGCAGCCCUGGAGGUGGCCUCCGACACCUACAAGGUGCUGAGCAGCGAGGGGGAGCAGGUGAGGGCAUAUCGCUGCGAACACUGCCGCAUCCUCUUCCUGGACCACGUCAUGUACACCAUCCACAUGGGCUGCCACGGCUUCCGAGACCCCUUCGAGUGCAACCUGUGCGGCUACCGCAGCCAGGACCGCUACGAGUUCUCGUCUCACAUGACCCGUGGGGAACACCGCUUUUGAACUCACACGCUCGUGUUCGCACACGAGCACACACAAAGACAGACACAUACACACACACUGCAAAAAAAACUAAGUAUAAGUCAGUCUUAACAAGCAUCUUAGUCUUAUAUUUAGACUUAAAAUCUUAUUUCUAUUACUUUUUUGUUAAAUGAGACAAAAAGCCAGUGAGGUGAGAAAGUUUGACUCAUUUCAAAAUUUGGGUGAGACAAUUUCACUUGUCAAGCAAACAAGCUAAUAUUUUCUACUUAUUAUGAGACUAAAAAUGUUUUUUAAGACAGCCAUUUUUUGCAGUGUGUUCAUGCUUACAGUAGUGUGUAAAAAUGUGGGUACCCCUGGUCAAAAAGCCUUUUACAAUGAAUAUCUAAGUGAACAGAAGCAAACCUGACGUUGCAAAUGGUACAACGUUAAACAUGACACAUUUCUUCAAAUUUUAAAGCAAGAUUACAUUUUACUUCAAAUUUUUACAGUUUCAGAAUAAUAAAAACAGGAAAAAGGCCUUGUGCAAAAGUUUGGGAGCCCUGUCAGUUAGUACUUUAUAACUCCUUGUCGGGCAACUAUAACAACAUGUAAACACUUCCUGUAGCCAGCUAAGAGUCUUUCAAUUCUCUCUUGUGGAAUUUUCCCCAUUCUUCCUGGCAGAACACCUCUAGCUCAGAAAUAUGCUUCGGCCUCCUAGCAUGUACAGUAUUUUUGAGAUCUCUCCACAGAUUUUCAAUAAUAUUCUGGUCUGGGAACUGUGGUGGCCAUUCCAAAACAUUCAUCCGUCUUUCCUGGAGGUACUUGAACAAGGUUGAUUUCGAGGUAUGCUUUGGAUCAUUGCCUUACUGGAAAAUCCAACCUCCCUUCAACUUCAAUGUCUGGACUGACCUUUGAACAU